Molecule: messenger RNA, 1041 nt
Organism: Brassica oleracea var. oleracea
Lineage: Eukaryota; Viridiplantae; Streptophyta; Magnoliopsida; Brassicales; Brassicaceae
Product: myb-related protein 305
Exons: 3
Coding region: 81-902 (273 amino acids)
Biological process (GO): regulation of DNA-templated transcription
Cellular component (GO): nucleus
Molecular function (GO): DNA-binding transcription factor activity; sequence-specific DNA binding
Source: RefSeq, a predicted model, not a curated record
ACUUCAAAUCUAAUCCACAAAGCCUUUCACACCAUCUCUUCUGUCUCUCUUUUCCUUUUCCCUCAUUAAAAUAAAGAGAAAUGGAAGAUUACGAGCAAAACUCAAACUCUCCAGCUCAUGAAGAAGAUUCUGAUGUACGGAAAGGUCCAUGGACUGAAGACGAAGAUGCUAUUCUCGUCAACUUCGUUUCCAUCCACGGCGAUGCUCGCUGGAACCACAUAGCUCGUUCCUCAGGGCUUAAGAGAACUGGUAAGAGUUGUAGAUUAAGAUGGCUUAACUACUUGCGUCCAGAUGUUAGACGAGGCAACAUCACUCUCGAAGAACAAUUUAUGAUCCUCAAACUCCAUUCUCUAUGGGGCAAUAGGUGGUCAAAGAUUGCACAAUACUUACCGGGAAGAACAGAUAAUGAAAUAAAGAAUUAUUGGAGGACCCGGGUGCAGAAACAAGCUAAACACCUUAGAUGCGAUGUUAAUAGCAAUCUUUUCAAAGAGACAAUGAAAAAUGUUUGGAUGCCUAGACUAGUGGAAAGAAUCAACGCCCAAACACCAUCCCCCACGUAUGAGCAAGUGGAGUCUAUGGUCACCGAUCCACCUAUCGAGGAACCGAAUCCGGUCGAACCGGAUUCGGUUCAAUUUAACCAGAAUUAUCAUUGUCAACAGCAACAGUUUGUGCCAGCGUCAGACGUGUCCGCAACGUCUUCGAAUUCGCCAGCUGAGACGUUAUCAGACGUUCAAGGAGGGGUAGUGAACGGGACGGUUUAUGAUCCACCGGGUCAAACGGGUUUCGGUGGGUUCAACGAUUGGGGCUGUGUUGGUGGGGACAACAUGUGGACCAAUGAGGACAGUUUUUGGUUAUUCCAGGACCAGUUGUGUAAUGAAACGACAUCGUAUUUGUAUAAUUAAGGAAAUAUACGAUUACGGUACGUAACGAGGAAUUCAAUUGCGUCACGUUUGGUGUAAUAUUCAUUCGUGCGUGAUGCCAUUUUAGAUACGGCCUUGGUAUACGAAACUUGACUUAAUUCGAUCGACAUGUUUUAAUUUC